Messenger RNA from Cynocephalus volans (Philippine flying lemur), 1948 nucleotides. RefSeq names its product leucine rich repeat containing 70 (gene LRRC70). The transcript has a single exon. The record is from RefSeq and is a predicted model, not a curated record. The coding region runs from base 17 to 1891 and encodes 624 amino acids. Gene Ontology annotation, cellular component: extracellular matrix. Lineage: Eukaryota; Metazoa; Chordata; Mammalia; Dermoptera; Cynocephalidae. Gene Ontology annotation, molecular function: protein binding.
AACCACGAACAGGGCUAUGUGUGGAUUACAGUUUUCUCUGCCUUGCCUACGACUAUUUCUACUUGUUACGUGUUAUCUUGUGUUAUUAUUCCAUAAAGAGAUACUUGGAUGUUCGUCUGUUUGCCAGCUCUGCACUGGGAGACAAAUUAACUGCCGUAACUUAGGCCUUUCAAGUAUUCCUAAGAAUUUUCCUGAAAGUACAGUUUUUCUAUAUCUGACUGGAAAUAAUAUAUCUCAUGUAAGUGAAAGUGAAUUAACAGGACUUCAUUCUCUUGUAGCAUUGUAUUUGGAUAAUUCUAGUAUUGUGUAUGUAUACCCGAAAGCCUUUGUUCAAUUGAGGCAUCUGUAUCUUCUGUAUCUAAAUAAUAAUUUUAUAAAACGCUUAGAUCCUGGAAUAUUUAAGGGUCUUACAAACCUUCGUAAUUUAUAUUUACAGUCUAAUCAAAUAUCUUUUCUUCCAAGAGGAGUAUUUAAUGAUCUAAUUUCAGUUCAGCACUUAAAUUUACAGAGGAAUCGCCUCACUGUCCUAGGGAGUGGUACCUUUGUUGGUAUGGUUGCUCUUCAGAUACUUGAUUUAUCAAACAAUAAAAUUUCAAAGAUAUCAGACGCAGGCUUUCAACAUCUUGGAAACCUUGAAUGUUUGUAUCUAGAAGGUAAUAAUUUAACAAAGGUACCAUCAAAUGCUUUUGAAAUGCUUACAAGUCUUAAAAGACUUUCUUUGUCUUAUAACCACAUUGAAGCAAUACAGCCCUUUGCAUUUAAAGGACUUGUCAACUUGGAGUAUCUCCUCCUGAAAAAUUUAAGAAUUAGAAAUGUUACUAGGGAUGGGUUUAGUGGAAUUAAUAAUCUUAAACAUUUGAUCUUAAGUCAUAAUGAUUUAGAAAAUUUGAAUUCUGAUACAUUUGGUUUGUUAAAGAAUUUAAUUUACCUUAAGCUAGAUAGAAACAGAAUAAUCAGUAUUGAUAAUGAUACAUUUGAAAACAUGGGAUCGUCUUUGAAGAUCCUUAAUCUGUCAUUUAAUAAUCUUACAGACUUACAUCCAAGGGUCCUUAAGCCAUUGUCUUCAUUGACUCAUCUUCAGGCAAAUUAUAAUCCUUGGGAAUGUAACUGCAAACUUUUGGGCCUCCGAGACUGGCUAGCGUCUUCAGCCAUUGCUCUAAACAUCUAUUGUCAGAAUCCCCCAUCCAUGCGUGGCAGAGCAUUACGUUAUAUUAAGUGGACUGAUAUUACAAAUUGCCUUACAUCUUCGACAAAUGUAUCCAGAGCUUGGGCUGUAAAAUCUCUUCAUAUUCAUCACAAGACCACUGCGUUAAUGAUGGCCUGGCAUAAAGUAACUACAAAUGAGAAACGUUUGGAAAAUACUGAGACUGAGAGUGUUACUUUCUGGGAACGAAUUCGUACUUCACCUUCCAGUAGAUCUUUUCAAGAGAAUGCCUUUGGUAAUCCGUUAGAGACUUCUGCAGUAUUACCUGUGCAAAUACAGCUUACAUCUUCUGUGAACUUGACCUUGGAAAAAAACAGUGCUCUACCAAUUGAUGCUGCUUCAGUGUCAGGGAAAACAUCUCUAAUUUGUACACAAGAAGUUGAGAAGUUGAAUGAGGCUUUUGACAUUUUGCUAGCUUUUUUCAUCUUAGCAUGUGUUCUAAUCAUUUUUUUGAUCUACAAAAUUGUUCAAUUUAAACAAAAACUUAAGACACCAGAAAACUCAGGGGAAAAUAGACUUGAAUACUACAGCUUUUAUCAGUCAGCAAGGUAUAAUGUAACUGCCUCAAUCUGUAACACUUCCCCAAGUUCUCUAGAAAGCUCUGGUUUGGAGCAGAUUCGACUUAAUAAACCAAUUGUUCCUGAAAAUGAGGCACAGGUCAUUCUUUUUGAACACUCUGCUUUAUAAUGCAACUAAAUAUUAGCUAUAAGAAAACUUCAGUACCUUGGACAUAAUACAGCUUAA